Neospora caninum is the source of this 2880-nucleotide messenger RNA. RefSeq names its product putative adenylyl cyclase. Gene Ontology annotation, biological process: cyclic nucleotide biosynthetic process; intracellular signal transduction; monoatomic ion transport. The record is from RefSeq and is a predicted model, not a curated record. Gene Ontology annotation, cellular component: membrane. NCBI's taxonomy places the organism in Eukaryota, Apicomplexa, Conoidasida, Eucoccidiorida, Sarcocystidae. Gene Ontology annotation, molecular function: monoatomic ion channel activity. Bases 1 to 2880 code for a protein of 959 amino acids. The transcript is spliced from 4 exons.
AUGGAGAAAGACAAGGCAGAAGGCGGAGGCCUGAAGAGGCGUCCGGGAAAGGGGCACCCGUUUGGAGGGGAAGCGCGAAAGAAGGAGAAGGGCGGAGACCAUGAAGGGAAGGAGACGACUGUACGUACACCCGAGGAGAAGAAGCCCCGAAGGCGGUGUGUGUGCCCUAGAGUUCCGCCGCGUGUGCGUCUCGUGUGCUGUCGCAUUCUUGACAACCGAAUCGUGGAAGUCGCCCUCAUGCUUCUCACUUUUUACGCGCUUUUUGGAGACGACGUUCGCCUCCUAGCCACUCCGCGAAGCGCCGACCCGAUUUUCGACGCUUUCACGAGCAUUGCUCUGAUCGCAUUCGGCCUCGAAAUUAUCCUCAGCUGCAUCGGCAAAAAAGACUACCUUUUCCACUUGUUUUUCUACCUGGACGUCGUCUCUCUCCUCUCACUCGUUCUCGACCUCUCCUCUGUCGACGAGGCCAUGUACGUCUGGGCAGAAGAAGGGAACUCGGACGCAGAAGGCGAAGUGAGUCAGGCGACUCUCGCGGGGAAGGCCGGAUCGAAGGUUGCUCGCAUGCUCCGCCUCAUUCGCCUCGUCCGCCUCAUUCGCGUCGCAAAACUCUACAAAAACAUCGGCUUCUCCAGUGCCCCCCGAGCCGACGAAGAGCUCCGGGAAUUUGACAGCUUCCUCGAGCCUGAAGAAUCCAUCGGGAUGGACGACGACUUGAAAGAGGAGACAGAACCAAGCAAGCGCGGGGAGACCAGCGAGAACGCAGCCGGCGAGGAGUUCCAGUCCGAAGUGGGGAAAAAACUGACGGAAAAAACAACGCGAAAAAUCGUCUUUGUUGUCCUCGCCCUCACCCUUAUUCUACCCGUGCUUUCCGAGGAAAAUCUAGUCACGAAAUUCGCGUCAGAAAAAAGCGGUCUCGAACUCGUCGCCGAAUACGCCACAGCUGCGCAGCGUGGCGAAAACCAGGAUUCCUGGCUGCGGGUGUACACGCAUGCAACGUUGUUCUACAUGAACUACCAUCGGAAAGGCGGCAUCGGGGACCUUGGUGGCAACCCUAGCCACCUGGCCUUCUUUCAACUUGCGUUGCCCUUGUACCAAACGACGAUGCUCGACGGUCGCAUCUACCAAGACAUUCCGUGCAUGGGUUUCUCGUCCUGCUCCAACAGCCUCGUCCUUCCCCAAGAAGCUGCUGCUCGUCUGUACCUCCCAGAGGCCGUCGCAAACGGCACAUUGAUUGUCGACGACCUCGGAAGCAUCGACGAACUGCGACUUUCCGAACGGGAAGUAUACACUGCGUACUUUUGCAACGCCACUAGCGCCGACGGUGCAGUCGGCGGCACGCAGAAGGCCACGGACUGCGACUUGGACAGAGUCACGCAAAUUCGUGCGGUGUUUGACCGGCGCGCAGGGUCGCGCCUCCAGGCGGGUUUGAGCGUGACGCGAACCUUCAUCGUCUGCUUCAUCUUGAUUUUAGGCGCGCUCUUGAUCAACCGGGACGAGAACAACCUGGUGCUCAUCCCGAUCGAGCGGAUGAUGGUGAAGAUGAAUGAGAUCCAGAACAACCCGCUGGCAGCAGCGAACAUGUCCGACGACGCUGCGCUCGACUCUGGGAAGAAGGCGCACGCCGUGCACGGGAAACCGCUGGACGACGACGACUAUUCCUCGCCGUUUCGGGCCGUUCAGGCGCUGUUCUCUGGGAAGAGCAAGGCCAGCUCGGACUCGAUGGAGACGGCGAUGCUGGAGAAGACCAUCAUCAAGAUCGGAGGACUCCUCGCCCUCGGAUUCGGCGAGGCUGGCGCAGAGAUCAUUGCGAAGAACAUGAAGAAUGCAGACGGCGGGUUGAACGCGAUGCUCGACGGGAAGAAGCUUCAGGCGAUCUUUGGCUUCUGCGACAUCCGCAACUUCACGGACGCCACGGAGAUUCUCAAGGAAAAGGUGAUGGUGUUUGUGAACCAGAUCGCGGAGAUCGUCCACGGCACAGUCGACCAGUACUCGGGGUGUGCAAACAAGAACAUCGGCGACGCCUUCCUCCUAGUUUGGAAGUUCCCCGAAGUCGAACGCGAAGGCGGCGUGAAGGAGCAACUGAUGGACACCGCCACGACCAACCGCCUCGCAGACAUGGCUCUCGUCUCCUUCGUCAAAGUGAUUGCCGGAAUCAACAAGUCGCAAGUCCUCGCGGAGUACCGAGACAUCCCCGAACUCGUGCAGAGACUCGGAACAGGGUGGAAGGUCAAAAUGGGCUUUGGGCUCCACGUCGGCUGGGCCAUCGAAGGCGCCAUCGGAUCCGAAUUCAAAAUCGACGCCUCCUACCUCUCUCCGAACGUCAACAUGGCCUCGAGGCUCGAAGCAGCCACGAAGCAAUACGGCGUCUACAUCCUCAUCUCCAACGAGCUGUACGACAUCAUGUCGCCGCAGGCUCAACUGAAUUGCCGUCAGAUUGAUCGCGCGACCGUGAAGGGAUCUCAAGUUCCGCUGGGGCUGUACACCGUGGACUUAGAUCCCGGACGGCUGUCUGUGGUUGGGCAUCCGCUCGCGGGUGCGAGCGGCGCUCUGCAGAAUAAAUCGCGGCUGCGCCAGCAGCGCAACCUGCAGAAACAGAAGCUCUGGUCGAGUCGAACGUCGAUCUCGGCCAUGUUCGAGACGGACCCAGACAUCGUGACGAUGCGCGAACACCUGACCAAGGAGUUCAUCACGACUUUCCGCAAAGGCUUCAGCCACUACCAGGCGGGCGAGUGGCAUCGCGCGAGAGAAAUCUUUGUCAAAACGCAGUUCAUGCUCGGGGUCGAGGAUGUACCCUCCACCGUCCUCCUCACGUUCAUGGCCGGCUACGACUUUGUCGCCCCCUCAGACUGGAUGGGAUUCCGCGAGCUCGUCGAAAAAUGA